Messenger RNA from Cadophora gregata, 1317 nucleotides. RefSeq lists its product as uncharacterized. Lineage: Eukaryota; Fungi; Ascomycota; Leotiomycetes; Helotiales; Ploettnerulaceae. Bases 1 to 1317 code for a protein of 438 amino acids. Gene Ontology annotation, biological process: regulation of transcription by RNA polymerase II. Gene Ontology annotation, molecular function: DNA-binding transcription activator activity, RNA polymerase II-specific; zinc ion binding. The transcript has 3 exons. The record is from RefSeq and is a predicted model, not a curated record.
AUGAGUGACGAUCCCGAAGAAAGUAUGGACACCGGCACGUUCUCUGUAUUCACAGUGGGCGAGAAGCCCAUUGCGCCCAGUUUUGAUGCCAGUGGUAAUCCUGUUCGGAAGCGACAACAGCAUCGAAAAUCACGCAACGGGUGUGGAAAUUGUAAACAGCGGAGGGUAAAGUGCGAUGAAAGCUUACCAUCUUGUGUGAACUGUACGAGGCGGAAUUUAAAGUGCAAUCCCGCGAUAUCCUCCAUCCGAACUGGUAAAAGCGAAAAGCCUCUUGCAGCACAACCUGAAAUAGAAGAUCAACCUGUACGAUCGAAGUCUGCGGAAGCUCUGCCAAGUCUUUCUUCAGUUCUCGAGCAGUCAAUAGCUAUCGAUUUUGAGUCCAAUGACAGCUGGAGCCAAGAUGACAAGGCACUAUUUCGACAUUUUCGAGACUUUACGUCUCAUACCCUGGCUAUGCACACUGAUCUGUGGCGGACAUUCAUGUUGUCAUCCGCAUUGAAUGACGAAUACCUCAAGAGCGCAGUCCUCCUCCUAUCGUCAGCCCACAUAAACAGCUCCUUACCCAAAAAAGACCCAACUCGACGGCCGGUCUUAAACCACUUCGCAAAUGCCGUGUCUGGUCUCCGCGCCGCUUUAAACGAAAGAAUAACAGCGCAAAGCUUCGACUCCAUAGUCGGCUGCUCCUUCCUUCUCGUCCACUACUCUUGGGCAGCAGAGGAAUCCGACCCACAUGUCACGCACCACUUCCACGAGAUUGUUGGCCUAAUAAACGGCACGAAGAAUUGCGUGGUCGAAGGCCAAGAUCUCCUUCAAGGAUCCGCACUCUAUGAAGUGUUCCGCCAUCGUCCUGGCUUGAAGCUCGAGAAGUUCAUUGAGGAGUCUCCUAUGAGAGGAUCCACGAGAACAUCCGCUCUGUUCAACCACUGCAUGAUGUGUGGACUGGGAACUAAAGGGGUCUCGGGCGCCUCUCCGGAUAACACGCAUGCUAUUCAGAAGCUUGUCACUGUGCUACGGGCCAUUGAAUUGAGCCAGCCGAACGUCGAGGUAACUCCUGUUCUCCACGACAUCAUUCGGUAUUUGUUUACUUGGCCACUCCAGUGUACGAAAGGGUUCAUGGAACAUAUCGAUGCUCAGGAACCGGCUUCUAUGACUGCGCUGUUGUAUUAUUAUGCUGCUGCGGCGAGCGUUUCGUUGGGUAGAGUGUGGUGGAUGCAGGAUCGUGCGAGGGUUAUAUAUGCGUUCCUGAAGGCGAGUCUAGUAGGCAGGUGUGCUGAGUGUACGAAUCCUGCGAUUGCGUUGGCGGAGGGGAGAUUAUGA